UUCGCAUGGUUAUAGUUUGUACGCCUACCAGUCCUCAUAAAUAUUAAUAACAGAGAUUGGAAUAUGAGUCACAGUGUUUCAAUACCUAUUGUUCCCAGCAAUAAUACAGCAAAAUUGUGAAGUAAAUAGCUAUGUCAUAAAAUUAAUAAUUGUUCUUUAAAGAAAGCUCGUCUUACGUUCGCAAAAAUGAUAAUGAAAAAGAAAAUAGGAGUCUAGUCUACUUAUCCGAUAUUAUUUGAUUAUCCAGUAGAAUUUUACUGCAUUUGUAUUUAUUUUACAAGGAACAUUUCUGAGGGGGCAGAAAUAUUUAGGUUUUUUUUCUGUAUCAUGCACAAUGGGUUUGUUUAUAAUUGCAAAUAUAGCGUUCGUUAGAAGACAAAAUGUGAAAUCUACUAAGUAGAUUUUGGCUAAUAGUUUGAGCGUUUUGCCACUGAUUAAUCGGCACGGACCCCUGAACAGAGCUUUGAGAUUCCACCACAAGAGGUGCCAAUAUCGCUGGUGCAAUCUACUCUGUAACAUUUGGCUACAAAUUUGCGCGUAUUGCCAUAUACUAAUUGGCAGGGUGUGCGGGAACUCGAUGUUACAGGAUCGAGAUAGAACGUAGAAAUCGAGUGGAAUUGGGCGGGAUCCCGAUUCAUUUCAUUGUCGAGAUCACGAGUGUUUCGGGACUGCGCUUGAUUCUCGGGCGAUCUCGUGCAGUUUCGUGUAGUCUCGUGCGGUCUCGGUUUUUACGCAUGAAUAGGAUAUGGAACAAUCUAUAAGCGGAACCACCCGAGAACCGAGCGCAGUCACGAAACUUUUGGGGCCCGAAACACUCGGGAUCUUGAGAUCUAGAGCAGUGAAAUGUAUCAGGAUUCCGCUCGAUCCCACCCGACUCUUUCCGACUCGUCCCAAAAUUCGGGUUUCUGAGACUCAGGCGGUUUGACACGUUCUUACUAAUUGGCGAUGUACCACUUACCAUAAAUAGCGCUAUUUUUAAUUUUCAGUAGUUUAAAUUGGAUCUUACGGCGAUAGUGAUAAAAAAUGAUUUAUUCUGUAUAUUUGUUAUAAUAAUGAAUUUUAUUUGCAUGAUAUAGAUAUUGAAGAGGUUCGUAAAUAUUUUUGUGUUACAAAAAUACGUUUUUGAUCCACAAAUUGACAGAUUUCAUGGCAUUUUUCGCACGUAUAUUUCUUACGAGGAGAGUCAUAAUUCUUAGAUAGACUUUAUCUUUCGAAAGUCAAGGCUGACCGACAACGGUUCUCUUUUAACAAAAGAUAAACGAUUUGCAAAACAAAAGAUUCGCCUACAAAAAUGUAAUCGGUAUACAAUAGAAGGGUAACCUAUGAAUUCCAGUAUUCGCAUAUUUUUAUAAGUUCCUUUUAUUUUUAUACUGUUAAUCAUUUUUUUAAUCCCUGAAAUAUCAUCAGUCUCUUUUAUUAUUCUAUUAUGCGAAAAUAUAAUGAAAUUUAAUUUAAAAAAGAUGGAUGAUAAUAAGUUGAAAAAGUGCUUGGCCGGUAAUUAUAUUCUUUACCUACCUUUUAAUGUUCCAUUGAGCCCUCUUUGCUGUUAAAAUAAAAUUUUAGUCCGCACAUGCUUCAAAAUAUGCGUGUUUUAGCGAUAAUAUUCAAUCAUCUACCUUUUCAUAAUUCAAUUCUUCCAGUUAAAGAUAUGGAAGAAUGGUUAUAUCGUACAACUAUAAAAUGUAAAUCCCUAAAAUGUCAUAUGGAUUACAUGAAGUUGGCAUGUCGUGACAUGCAACAAGAUAUUCUGGAACCAAAGAAUGCAUUUGAUGACCAAAGUUACAAUGAUUCUAAAAUAAAACUUUCUGAUACAGAUGAAUCUGUGAGUUCCAGACACAUAAAUUACAAUGGGUCAUUGCAAAAAUUACCUGAUGCUACACCAGAAUCUAUAAAUGACAAUGGAAAUGGAGAAGAUUAUGAGUCACGCCAGAGUCCAAAAUUAGAGGACAUUGUCCCUAAAAUUAAUUUGCAAUAUAAGGAUAAAGAGAAAUUAGAAAGCAAGAGUAUUCGAGGAAAAUCAGAAGUUGACGCAAACGAUAUCCCAUUUAGGAAUCGCGCAUUACUACAGGAUUCUCGUAUUCAUUCUACGCCAUUGUCACCAAUAUGUAGAGACAUAUUGUACGAAGAACAAAAUGAAAACUGGCACAAUUCAUAUCAACCACAUUUAGCACGAUAUUCCACAGAACUGUUAGAUCUCGAGAAUCAGGAUGAUUACAUACACCAAGAACUGCCUUCUGCAAAGCAUGGUAUUAAAUUAGAUAUCCCCGGUAGUGUAAGAAAUGAAAGUGGUGGUAAGAGUAAAGCAUAUCGAAAGAAUGAAAAGAAAGAGAAAACUGCUUCUUCUGCAUUGUCGAGCAAGAAGGGUUCUGUGUCUAAGUUUGAUGAUGUUGCCUCGUUGAAAUUUAGGAAAAGAAGAAAAAAGUUAUGUGGUUCUACUUCGAAAAGCACGAUAGCUACGAGAGACACAAAUAUCGUAGGAAGAAAGGAUGUUAAAAGAAGAAAGCAAAAGAAUGUUGUUAAUUCUCGUCAUAUGCCAAAAUAUCCUCAGGCUUCAAAGAAAGUAGUUGAAAUUUACCAUAAUACGGCAGUGAAGACUGGUAGCACUUCCGUCAGCCCUAGUAAACACUCGAGAAUCGGUCCUCACGCAACGUAUAAUAAUAAAUUAUCUCCAGGCGCAAGUAAACAGCAAAAUGUUCACGUGAAAACGAGAUGUGAAAAUAGUAAUUAUAAAUAUAACUGUAACAAUGAUGAAGAUAAUCGGCCACGUAGUCCUCGGAAACAUAGUCCGUCUAAACAAAAGAUUGAAGAAAAAAAUGUAAGCUCCCAUAAUCAAAAUUGUACAUCAGAAUGUCCAAUUGCUCCAGCGUACACGAUGGGGCAAUGCAAUUUGAAUGAAGGCCAGCAGUCAAUUCUGCAGGCAUCGUACUGCAAUCCGAUGGCUACUACUCGUAGCUACGAAAUGCCAACGUUGGCAUCCAAACUAAAAAGAGUAAAUCGUUCGUACUUCAGUAGAUUCACUAUCAGAAACAUACCGUUUGUAGUGGGUACUUCCGUAACUCCGAGUCACAAUUUAGGUUUGAAUAUACAGCAAGUCUUAAGUAUAAUGAAAACGAGGCAACCAACAGUAAACGGAAUUGCGCCAUUUCUCAUUCAUAAAGAGAGUAAGGGGACGAAAACCGUGCCUGCAUUGAUGGGUCAAGCGAAUGAUCAGAUCAAAUUGUCGCAAAUGAAUUCUCAAAUGAUUAACUCUUUGGUGCACAAGGCGAACUCGUUUCUAAGCGAGCCUUUUAAUGUAUUUGGGAACGAGAGCGUUUCUUUAAGCUAUGGUGGUAGAACAUUUGGAAAUUUCAACUUGGACGUGAAUGUAACAAACGCGAAAGAAGCAGCCGCCGAUGAUGCAAUUGAUCCCGAGAGUAUUCCAAAGAAAAAGGAUACUCGUUCGGAGAAUCAAUUGAAUCGAUGGAAUACCCCAGAGAUUUCGCGAAGUACAGACAAUGCUAAAGUACUGAAACUAUUUUCGUCUCAACAAAAUGUGAAAACACUAACGGAAGUUCCGAAUGUCGGGCAACCGCAGUCGACAACAGACAAAGACAAUGAAUGCGGUAUGGAUAUGUGUGAUACACAAUCAGUGAACUGUUCUCAGAAUGCGAAAGGAAUACGGGAAGUUCUUGUCAAUCUCCAUGAUCAAUUUGAAGAAAUGAAUACCAAAUACGAAAAAUUACAAGCGGCAGCGGAGAAGAAUAAUGAUAAAAAAUUGGACGAACAAGUAUCGAUUUUGGAGAAAGAGUUGAGCAUAAAAGAAGACGAGAUAAAUACUGUUAUCAAUUUGUAUAAGGAGGUAAUGACGCUGAAACAACAAAUGAAGUUGCUGCAGGAAAGGAAUAGUUACGUUUGCAUAGCGAGCGAAAUUCCAAUAGGAUUAAACACACCCCAUUCACCUGUGCCGUUCAUGUUAACGAAAUCUAAUGGAACGAUUCUACAACAAAAGCUUCUCCAUAGAAGGAAAAGUACCGUCGUCGCGUCCAAGGAGCCUACGUCUCUUCGAUUAGCUAGCCUUUUACGGCAAAUUCAAACAUUCCAAAAGCAAUUGAGGCUAUCAUCCUGAUAAGAAUAUGUGCAAUUUUUGGGGUGAGAUCAACUCAUUAAUAGACGUGUUCAAUAUAUGUUGAAAACAUCGAGUUUUUCUUGUUAUACAUAGAGUGAAUUACGGGAAACUUUACGCAUAAAUAAACCCUGUUGAAAUGGAACAAAAAUAAGGAUUACUUUCUAGAAUGAGGGAAAUGCUUGUAGCGGUUCAUACUCUUCUUUUAUUCGAUUCUGCGUGCUACCUCUUAUGUCGUAUAAUAUUGAUUUGUAUAUGCGUAUGGUCUUAUGGUAUUUAUGUAUGCAACUGCUUGUAUCUAUACAUACCGUGUAUAUGUAUAUACAUAAUCACACGUUUACGAACUCGAAGGAUAAUUAACAUUUCGCUAAUUAUAAUUCAUUCCUUCAGUUUUACCCUCGGCUUGUAUGCAUCUAUGUCUAAUACAUGAUCGAACGAAAACUUACCGUUAACAUAGUAUUCUCUUUACUCUUUUCAGUGUCAGCGCUAACGUCUAGGUACCUCGUGAAAAAUUGUUUAUUGAACCAUUCGUGGGAAACGUUGCCGCCCCAGUGUAAUCAUCAACUAAAAUCCUUGUCAGCAGAUUCUGGUCGACUCAUUGUCAACAGAACACGAACAUCGAAUUCGAGCGUUCACAGUAAUGUUUCUUCCAAGCAACUGCACAUUCUCUUCGCAAGUUUCAUUUUGUUUUGUACGCGCAAAGACACACCUCUCUUUUUUUUUGUCUCUUCUACAAGCUACAAUAUUUCCUGGUCAAUGGCAUGGAUACAAAAUGUAGUCUUAUUUCUAAGACGUUACUUUUCCUCGUUCUACAGUAACGAUCACUGCUCGUACGCACGAAAUCUAUCAAAAUAAAACAUUUUUGUGAAUAUAAAA
Molecule: messenger RNA, 4978 nt
Organism: Megalopta genalis
Lineage: Eukaryota; Metazoa; Arthropoda; Insecta; Hymenoptera; Halictidae
Source: RefSeq, a predicted model, not a curated record